Marmota flaviventris (yellow-bellied marmot) is the source of this 315-nucleotide messenger RNA. RefSeq names its product S100 calcium binding protein A14 (gene S100a14). The record is from RefSeq and is a predicted model, not a curated record. Gene Ontology annotation, molecular function: calcium-dependent protein binding; chemokine receptor binding; calcium ion binding. Gene Ontology annotation, cellular component: perinuclear region of cytoplasm. Gene Ontology annotation, biological process: positive regulation of monocyte chemotaxis; toll-like receptor 4 signaling pathway; positive regulation of granulocyte chemotaxis. NCBI's taxonomy places the organism in Eukaryota, Metazoa, Chordata, Mammalia, Rodentia, Sciuridae.
AUGGGACAGUGUCGGUCAGCCAAUGCUGAGGACGCCCAGGAAUUCAGUGAUGUGGAGAGGGCCAUUGAGACCCUCAUCAGGAACUUCCACCAGUACUCGGUGGAGGGCGGCAAGGAGACACUGACCUCCUCUGAGCUUCGGGACCUGGUCACCCAACAGCUGCCACACCUCAUGCCGAGCAACUGUGGGCUGGAAGAGAAGAUUGCCAACCUGGGCAACUGUAACGACUCUAAACUGGAGUUCGGGAGCUUCUGGGAGCUAAUUGGAGAAGCCGCCAAGAGUGUGAAGCUGGAGAGCCCUGUCCCAAGGAGCUGA